AACUUAACGCCAUUAAAUAGGCAGCUUCUUUGCAUUCGUACUUUCUUCUAAAUUUGGCUCACAAAUUAAAGCUAAUUUGCAUUAAUGGAGGAAAUUAAUAACCUUCCACCAGGGUUCAGAUUCCAUCCCACUGAUGAAGAACUCAUCACUUGUUAUCUCAGUAAAAAGGUUUCUGAUUUCAGAUUCACAGCUACAGCGUUUUCUGAUGUUGAUCUCAAUAAUUGUGAGCCUUGGGACCUCCCAGGGAAAGCCUCAAUGGGAGAAGAAGAAUGGUACUUUUUUAGCCUUAGAGAUCGGAAAUAUCCAACUGGAUUUCGCACAAACCGAGCAACAGAAGCAGGUUACUGGAAAACAACAGGCAAAGACAAGGAGAUUUUUCAGGGAGGAGUGGUUAUUGGCAUGAAAAAAACUUUGGUUUUCUAUAGAGGAAGAGCCCCUAAGGGUGAAAAAACCAACUGGAUUAUGCAUGAAUAUAGACUAGAAACAAAUCUUGCCUUCAAACCUUCAAAGGAGGAAUGGGUAGUUUGUAGGGUUUUCCAGAAGAGAUCAACAAUGAAGAAAGCACAGCCAACAUCAUCAUCCCAACAAUCCCUAGAGUCUCCUAAUUGUGACACUAAUUGCACAAUAGCAAAGGAGAUAAUUGGGGAUUUUGAAUUACCAAAUUUGAUUAGCAUUGAUACUCCAUCAAAUUAUGGGAUUAACAAAAUUUCUUUACACAAUUACAACAAUGAGAACAUGAACAUGAAUUUUUCUGCAGCAACAAGAUCAGAAGGAGCAAGCAACAUUAAUGUUCCAUUUCUGCCUAAUUGGUCUAAUCUUUCAUCAUCAGUAAAUUCUCUCUUUGAAAAUGAUUUUACUUUAAAUCAUUCAGUCCAACAGCAACAGGCACAGGACCAGUCAUAUUGGACUAUAAUAUUUGGUGAGGAUUGAGGACAGAUCUAUUUUAUUUAGUCUCAGAAUGUCAGAAAAUAACUACAAUCUUGUAAAGAAGGGUCAGUUGGAACCAACCAAAGGCUCCUUUAUUAUUUGUUAAAAUUUAUAAUAUUUUUUAGGUAUUACUAGUAUAUAUUACUGUAUGUCCUGAUGACCAUUGGGUAAAUAAAUCAAGAAAUAGUAGAUUUAUGUUA
Messenger RNA from Nicotiana tabacum (common tobacco), 1127 nucleotides. RefSeq names its product NAC domain-containing protein 87-like. The record is from RefSeq and is a predicted model, not a curated record. Gene Ontology annotation, biological process: regulation of DNA-templated transcription. Lineage: Eukaryota; Viridiplantae; Streptophyta; Magnoliopsida; Solanales; Solanaceae. Gene Ontology annotation, molecular function: DNA binding.